UGAGGUGGAGGGGGAGGGGUCUCCCAAAAUCAGAUUCAGCUUAGGCCCCACAGAGACACACUUUCUCCCCGUGACUGCUCUGUUUACACGGUGUAUUGUGAAAGUACUGAGGCGAAGACAUUGUCAACCAUAAUUGCCUGAAACCCGUUUCCAUGGCGACGUAAACAAAACGCAGUGAUUGUUAACCCGCUCACUGACGCACAAACCUUCAACACCACAGUGAGGAGCGUUUUUCUUGUUCACUUCAGCCUCUGCUUGUCACCAACAUAAUGGACUUGAACUACGUCAGACGUGCUUCCUCUGCAGGUUACCGUUUACCGGAGCGAUCCACCGGAACCAGGCUGAUAACUGUCCAGUCAUCGACGGACAAGAGGAGGACCAAAGGAGGAGACGCGGUGUCUGUGGAGCAGAAUCCAGGCAAGAGUGAUAACGUUAAACAGGACCAACUGUGGAAAGAGCUUGUCUGGAGAGAGAGGAGAGGCAUCCAGGAAUGGGAGAAGAACUGGAACUUUCUCAAGAAUUAUGACAAGAUGGGACAGCUGAAGACAGAGGAGCCUCUGCCCAGCUAUGUCCCGCUGUUCUCUGACCGUGUCCCCAACACCACCAACCAGAUGUUUGGCAGCAGACUGUCCACUCCACUGGGGAGUGAACUGGUCAGACUGGACAGGCUGUUACUCUGGUCUGGAGGCCAUUACAAGAGCAAAAAGGAUGCAGAGCUGAUGCCGUGCUAAGGAAAAAAGGCCUGGUGAUAGUUAAUUGCUUCAUGUGCAGACAUUUGCAUAUUAGGCUUCUAAAAAUCGUCUAUUUUUGCCAAGACACUCACCGUAACUCAGUGAGUUUAGAUGUUUAUGCAGGGUUUAUAUUUUUCUUUAAUGGUAAUUCAUAUUUUCUCAUCUUUGCAUAAGAAUAUAGAGUAGCUUUGAGAUGCUAUAUCACGUGGUAAUGCUCCUUUCUGUCUUAAAUCUGUUAUAAAGCACAUAACAUUGUACUGAAGCUUGACAAAGACAUUGCAAACGAAAACCAAAACCAAAAACGAUGUCAUCAUGUAUGUUGACAUAAAUCACUGCCCUGUGUCUAAAUUGAAUAGAAAUGUUGAUGUACAGUGAAUCUGAAAAGAAUGACAUCCAAAAUCAUCAUAUCAUUAGAAUAAAGGUGUCGGUUUUUUUUCCAUG
Solea solea (common sole) is the source of this 1172-nucleotide messenger RNA. RefSeq names its product chromosome 18 C2orf50 homolog (gene cimip5). The transcript has 3 exons. The record is from RefSeq and is a predicted model, not a curated record. Lineage: Eukaryota; Metazoa; Chordata; Actinopteri; Pleuronectiformes; Soleidae. Bases 270 to 731 code for a protein of 153 amino acids.